UCCUGUCAUACGAGGGCGGGCUUUCGCACAUAUUGGGGUAGAACCUGAACCUGAACUGUGUAGUAUUAAGUGACCGAUAAUUAAAGAUGAUUUAGGAAUCAUGAGAUGCGAUCUGGUCUGAAACUGAACGUUCGUCUAACAGAUGGCGCUUGUAUCAAUCUGGUUAGGAGCUGCUAAACUGCAGCCAAUCAGAAUCCAGUACCGUAUCUAUUUAAGCCUGGGUUGGCUUUUAUUGAACUAUUCAGUAUUUUGAUAAGAACGUAAACGAAUCAACAUGUCUGGACGUGGCAAAGGAGGAAAAACGAAAGGAAAGGCAAAGACCAGGUCGUCCCGUGCGGGACUUCAGUUUCCAGUUGGAAGAAUCCACAGACUCCUAAAGAAAGGACACUACGCUGAGAGGGUUGGAGCGGGUGCAUCCGUGUAUUUGGCAGCCGUCAUGGAAUAUUUGGCCGCUGAAGUUCUUGAGUUGGCAGGCAACGCCGCACGAGACAACAAGAAGACCAGAAUCAUUCCCCGUCACCUUCAGCUGGCGGUCAGGAAUGAUGAAGAGUUAAAUAAACUUCUUUCCGGGGUCACCAUCGCCCAGGGUGGUGUCCUUCCCAACAUCCAAGCCGUUCUUCUCCCAAAAAAGACCGAAAAGAGCGCUUAAUCUGUUUCUUGCUAUCAUUUCCAACGGCCCUUCUCAGGGCCACCAAACAUUUCACUAUACGUAACAAACAAUGGCUAAUUCUCCUAGGGAUAAAUGGUUACAUAAACUUAAGAAAUUUUGUUGUGUGUUGAUCAAAAUUUGUGAAUAAUUUUGUUAAAAGUAUUUUCGUAAAUGCAUGCAAAUCGACGAACUUAUGCCACCAGUCAGUAGGAAUGAGCAUGAUUGAGAUUUACAGCUUGUGGUUGCAGUUCAGUUCAAUACGGUGAUAAAUGGUGGUGAAAUUUUAGAAAAAGAAACUAGAAACUUGGUAUUAUUAUAUCAUUACAAUACCAUGGUAGU
Molecule: messenger RNA, 988 nt
Organism: Cimex lectularius (bed bug)
Lineage: Eukaryota; Metazoa; Arthropoda; Insecta; Hemiptera; Cimicidae
Product: histone H2A-like
Exons: 1
Coding region: 275-649 (124 amino acids)
Cellular component (GO): nucleosome
Molecular function (GO): protein heterodimerization activity; structural constituent of chromatin; DNA binding
Source: RefSeq, a predicted model, not a curated record